Messenger RNA from Apis laboriosa (Himalayan honeybee), 756 nucleotides. Its product is annotated as histidine-rich glycoprotein-like. The transcript has a single exon. NCBI's taxonomy places the organism in Eukaryota, Metazoa, Arthropoda, Insecta, Hymenoptera, Apidae. The coding region runs from base 1 to 756 and encodes 251 amino acids. The record is from RefSeq and is a predicted model, not a curated record.
AUGGCGAAGAGUUUGUGGGUGUGCCUCGGCCUAGCCGUGAUUUGCACAAUCGUCUCUCAAUCCACAGCUAGGGAAUUGAGGAACAGAAGGGAUCUCGAUAUGGCAGCUACCCAUCAUGGUCAUCAUCACGAAGAGGGUGGUGGUCAUGAAAAUCAUGGACAUAAUCACGACGAGCAUGGGGAAAAGGGUGAAAAGGGGUACAAGCAUUAUCAUCAUCACGACAAGGGUGAUCAUGGUCAUUACGGUAAGGAUCAUGACGAAGGACAUCAUGAAGAACACGGAGGUCACAAGAAGGGACACUUUGACGAGCAUGAAGAACAUGGACACCAUCAUGAACAUGAAGAUGGGCACAAGGGUUCAAAGUAUGGGCAUAAAAAGGGUCACAAGAAGGGUGAAAAGACUCAUGGCUAUCAUCAUAAAGCUCACAAGGAUGAAUACCAUAAAGAGCACAAGUUCUAUGAUGAUUACCACAAGGGUGGUCAUCACGAGAAACAUGGAAAUCACCAUGGACACCACGAGAGUAAGGAAGGCCAUCAUAAGAAGGGCGGCCAUCACCAUUCCGGCCAUCAUGAAGAUCAUCAUGGAAAGAAAGGUCAUUUCGAUAAGGGACAUUAUGACGAGGACCAUAAGGGUUACCAUGGAAAGCAUGGGCACGAUGAACAUCAUUCGCAUCACGAGGAUUAUGGCAAAAAGGAAGAGCAUCAUGGAGGGAAGAAGCAUGGAUAUUCGAGUGGAGGUGGUGGACAUCACCAUUAA